Eimeria necatrix is the source of this 1653-nucleotide messenger RNA. Its product is annotated as Pdz domain protein, related, related. The transcript is spliced from 4 exons. Bases 1 to 1653 code for a protein of 550 amino acids. NCBI's taxonomy places the organism in Eukaryota, Apicomplexa, Conoidasida, Eucoccidiorida, Eimeriidae. The record is from RefSeq and is a predicted model, not a curated record. Gene Ontology annotation, molecular function: protein binding.
AUGGGCACGUCUCGCGUGCCAAGCAACACUUCCAGUCCUUACGGGCCCCCAGGCGCAGUUAAUUUGGUGCCUUAUGCUGGUGCUCCUGUGGCUGAUCCGCCUGCUGUGGCCACUGCCGACCUGACUGCUGCACUUAUGAGCACGGCAGGUUUCGCUGCAUCGCGGCUUUGUGUGCCGCCGUGCAGUUCGGUUCCCCCGUCAGUUGCAACAGUGGGCUCUCCGGCAGUAAUAGCAGAAGCAGCAAAUGACGAAUGGGUAGUCGUCAUUCAAAUUGUAUAUGCCUUCCGCCAUGCUACCGUUGCUGUUCUAGUUCAGGAGGCUCUCCAGUGCCUACUGUGGGGUAGUGACAGCGACGUCCAAGUGGCAUACGAGCUCCGCACGCUAGACCAGCUAGAACAGCAGCGCGAGCAACAACUGCAGAAUCAGGAGCAGCAGCAACAAGGGAAGCAGAAUCAGCUUCCGCAACAGGCCAUGCUGCAGGCUUUGGAUGCCGGGGCAGUCGAGGUGCGUGUGCUCUUUGAGAACCGCGGCGGAACCGCUCCUCUUAAUGGCGACGACAGCAGCAGCAGCAGCUGCAUCCGGAGAAAAGAAAAAGGUCGUGUCUUGGCUUGGUCUCUUGACGACCUUGCUGCUGCAGCGGACCUUGUCGUCCCGGCUGCUUCGCGUAUGCCUGAUGGCGCCUUUGCAGUCCGCACAGCAGCAGCAGCGCUGGAGCACCAGAAACAGCAGCCGUUGCAACAGAACCUGCUCCUACUGCAGCGCAGCCGGGCCGCCUUACCCUUGCGCAAGGGAGCUUUGUGGUCCUUUCUACUCAGUGCAGAGACAGCAGCCAAACUGCGGCACAAGGCAGGCGAGGACGUGCUCCCACUUGCGGUGCAGGCAGUCAAGUCUGCGCCGCUGCUACCUCUAGCCUGGUGCACGUUGGGCCAUUCACUGCGGCUACGAGGCCGCUUCUGGGAAAGCAACUGCUGCUACAAGGUGGCGUCGCAUCUGAGAGCAUGUCCUACAGCAGCAUUUACAGAGCCAGAAACGGCAACAGGCACAGCUGCCAGUGCUCCACGCGCUACACUGGCCGCUGCUGCGGCAGCUGCAGCAGCAGUCCCUCCCAAACUCACUAGGGCACUCGAGAACACUCUUGUUAGAGCUCGAAUGGAUCCAAAGGAACUCAGAAAGGCGUUGCCCACAUUAAUAAAGGCAGAAGUGGAGGCGCCGUGGGGCUUUGCCUUUGAUUCCAACCCCAGAGAAGUUGGAGGCAUUUUCGUGGCCUAUGUGGUGGAGGGCAGCAAGGCGGAAAAAGCGGGGCUUGUUCCAGGCGACCAAAUAGUGCUCGCAAGCAACGCUAUACUGUUAGGCCUACCCGUCGAAAAGUGCCUUGACUUGCUGCGGCCGCGCCGCCGGCCGAAGCCCCAGCAGCGGGAGCCUCAGUUGCUACCCUUGAAGCUUGAGGUAUACAGAGGUCCGUUGCCUCUCCUGUAUGGGGCCUCUGGCUUCGCUGCAUUGCAACGGCUUGACGCAGUUGAAUAUAUGGGAAAAGACGACGGUGACUCACAACAUUACAAGCAACUGCAGCAGACGGCUCCACUUCAUGUGCCAGCAGGGUUCCUCAACACGCUGUUACAGGGCUCCGCCUGGACGCAUCAAGAGGUCUUCUGA